Caenorhabditis briggsae is the source of this 282-nucleotide messenger RNA. Bases 1 to 282 code for a protein of 93 amino acids. The record is from RefSeq and is a predicted model, not a curated record. Lineage: Eukaryota; Metazoa; Nematoda; Chromadorea; Rhabditida; Rhabditidae. The transcript has a single exon.
AUGUGCAAACUCGCGCUCAUAAUUUUUAUUAUUACAGCUAUUGGAGUCGGGCUGUGGGCCAUUAUUAGAAGCCAAGACUCCGAUCCUUCAGAGUUCGUUUCGAGCACUACUCCGACAACUAUGGACAUCGUCAAUGAUGAGGAUGGCAGUGCCAAUUCCCAAUACAUCACCAUCACCAUCGUAUCCAUCACUAUCUUCUAUUGCUUCCUCUCAAUCGUGAGUGGAUCUAGAAUGUUUUUCUGUGCAUGGAAUUGUCUGCAGGAAGAAGAAUUAGACCUGUAG